AUGGUGUGGAAUUGUCGUGGUCCCGCUGUUGGUGGUGGUGUUCACGAUGUUGGUGUGAGUGAUGGUGUUGGUGGUAGUGGUGUAGGCGUUGGUGACUGUGGCGAUUGUGGUUACUUUGGUGGUGUUGGUAAUGCACUGUUCCACUUAUUGUUGGACGUGAACGUGUUUUAUCUAAUCCCAGUUUCCCUGUGUACAUCUCAGAAAACUCGACCAACCAUGGCACAACCUAUGUAUUGUCGUUCAUCAGCUCUCGCAAUGUACAUGGAAGUAUCACUUGGAGGCGGUCAUGCUAAAUGA
This is a messenger RNA of Echinostoma caproni, 297 nucleotides long. Lineage: Eukaryota; Metazoa; Platyhelminthes; Trematoda; Plagiorchiida; Echinostomatidae. The record is from the annotation of a GenBank genome assembly.